Nicrophorus vespilloides is the source of this 522-nucleotide messenger RNA. RefSeq names its product double-headed protease inhibitor, submandibular gland-like. The coding region runs from base 1 to 522 and encodes 173 amino acids. NCBI's taxonomy places the organism in Eukaryota, Metazoa, Arthropoda, Insecta, Coleoptera, Silphidae. Gene Ontology annotation, molecular function: protein binding. The transcript has a single exon. The record is from RefSeq and is a predicted model, not a curated record.
AUGUUCUCCAACUUGAUUGUUUCCUUGGCGAUAGUCCUGUGCGUAGCCCAGUGCGGUCAAUGCCUGUACAAACCAUGCACUCUGGAAUGGUUACCAAUCUGUGGGUCAGAUGGUGUAACUUAUGGUAAUAAGUGUCUCUUCGCACAAGCCGUCAAGAAGGAUUCCACCCUGACUGUUGCCUUCGAAGGAAGUUGCGAGGAAGGACCUAGAGCUAGGAACGCUCCAAUCUGUACUCUGGAAUGGUUACCAAUCUGUGGGUCAGAUGGUGUAACCUAUGGAAAUAAAUGUUUCUUUGCACAAGCCGUCAAGAAGGAUUCCGCUCUGACUGUUGCCUUCGAAGGAAGUUGCGAGGAAGGACCUAGAGCUAGGAACGCUCCAAUCUGCACUCUGGAAUACUUCCCAAUCUGUGGUUCAGAUGGUGUAACCUAUGGUAACCAAUGUUUUUUCGAUUUCGCCGCCCGCAGAGACGACACAUUGAAAAUUGUCGGUUACGGUAAAUGCAAGGAUAUCAAAGAUAUCUAA